This is a messenger RNA of Toxotes jaculatrix (banded archerfish), 2987 nucleotides long. It is a transcript of the gene slc25a29l, whose product is annotated as mitochondrial basic amino acids transporter. NCBI's taxonomy places the organism in Eukaryota, Metazoa, Chordata, Actinopteri, Toxotidae. The transcript is spliced from 4 exons. Gene Ontology annotation, molecular function: high-affinity L-arginine transmembrane transporter activity. Bases 1260 to 1997 code for a protein of 245 amino acids. The record is from RefSeq and is a predicted model, not a curated record. Gene Ontology annotation, biological process: mitochondrial L-ornithine transmembrane transport. Gene Ontology annotation, cellular component: mitochondrion.
GCUUCUUGUAGUGAGAGUGAGGACACAUCAGCAAAAUACAUCUGUCACAGUUUCAGCCACGUUUAAGGCUCCGGGUCCGAGUGAUUAUCAUUAGCCGCAGGAGAUCGCUACCUUCCCGUUUGCUCAGCAUCAGCAACGUCUGAAACCCAAAAAGAGGGCACCAGCUCGGCUCAACACCAAGCCGGGGGUCUGUAAAUAACCAAGUUCAGACAGAUUCUGAAAACAAAGUGGCCUCUGAGGGCUCGUGAAUUGACCCACAUUUGUCAGCCGUCGAGUUAGCUUGACAACUUUCAGCCGUUUAGAGCUUUUUGAGGGAAUGGCAUUGGACUUCGGUGCGGGCUGCGUAGGAGGUGCUGCUGGUGUUUUGGUUGGACAUCCAUUUGACACUGUGAAGGUGGGUGUUUGUCCCAUCCUCUUCAGUAUUUACUUGUGUUAGGCAAUGACAUGAUCCGGUGCUGUGCUGUUAAAAUGUUGUAAGUCAGCCCACUCUGUUGGCAGCCUGAAUUUGCAUCCAGAUAACCUAAAGUUACACAGUCAGGUUACAACAGGAAUGGCAUAAUUGAGCAAGAGGAAUGGGCCAACUAGUCACCAUUAAGAUAUUAUUAAGACAAAGACAUUUUUUUUUUUAUCAUUGAAGGUGAACUUUACUUCGUUACAGAUUUCAGUGAAACUGUCAUUUAUCAAGGUACUGUCAUUUUGUUGAAUAAUAUGCCCUAAUCAACACAAUCAUCACUUUCAAUUAAAUGCAAAGUCUAAGGAAUUAUCAUAGGCGCUGAAGUUAGUAAACCUAUCUGUGCUGCACUCCCUUUAGCCUAAAGCUUAUUGUUAAAGUCAAAACUAGUAAUAAUACAGAACAUUUUCUUCAUGACAUUCAGUUUUUCACUCACUUGGUUUGUUCAAAAAUAGGCAAGGAGGCUUUAAAUAUAGCAUACAAUUUUGUGAAUUUGCAGCAUCCACUUUAGAGGCACACAGAGAUGAUGAAUGGUUUGGUUGUAGCUCUUGUAUACCUUGCUUUCAAUGUCAUUUCUCCCUGAGCUGGUGUCUGUUUGGGGGCCGGGGAAGGCUGUCUUUAACAGCAACAGUGUCACUGUGUUGUAGAUGAGAGAGAGAAAUAAACAACCUCUCCACGGAAAUGUGACCUAGUGCGGCUUCAAGUUCAAAAUGUGGACAAACCUCUGUACCGUGGGACAUUUCACUGUUUCCAGUCCAUCAUACGCCAAGAGUCGGCACUCGGUCUAUACAAAGGCAUCGGUUCUCCAAUGAUGGGGCUGACCUUCAUCAAUGCCAUAGUUUUUGGUGUCCAGGGCAAUGCCAUGCGCAAGCUUGGUCGCGACACACCGCUCAACCAGUUCCUGGCCGGAGCCUCUGCUGGAGCUAUCCAGUGUGUCAUCUGCUGCCCCAUGGAGCUGGCCAAGACACGCAUGCAGAUGCAAGGGACUGGAGAGAAGAAGUCUAAGAGGAAGAUGUAUAAGAAUUCCCUGGACUGUCUGGUGAGAAUCUACAAGAGGGAGGGAAUCCGAGGUAUCAACCGCGGCAUGGUGACCACCCUGCUGCGUGAGACACCCGGUUUCGGCGUGUACUUUCUCGCGUAUGACGUGUUGACACGUUCCCUGGGCUGUGAGCCGGAAGACCCCUACAUGAUCCCCAAGCUGCUGUUUGCCGGCGGAAUGUCGGGCAUCGCUUCCUGGCUCUCCACCUAUCCCGUGGAUGUGAUCAAGUCGCGUCUUCAGGCGGACGGGGUUGGCGGCGUCAAUCAGUAUAACGGCAUCAUGGACUGUGUCAGGCAGAGCCUGCAAAAAGAGGGGUGGAGGGUGUUCACGCGUGGACUCACGUCCACUUUGCUCCGUGCAUUUCCGGUGAAUGCUACCACAUUCGCCACCGUGACUCUAUUUUUAAUGUACAUGCGUGAGGGAGAGGAGUGUAGCAUCCAGGACUCUGAGCCACAGUCCGUCCAGCUGCAGCCUCUGCAGCCACAGACACAGCCAACCAGCAUGUAAGCAGCUCUGCAGCCGUGAGCAUUACUUCAGUCAUCAUUAAAUCCACUGAGUAUAGAUGGAACUUGCAGCUUCUUGCAGGUCUGUGAUCUGUUAACUGGUAUCUGUAAUAACAAAGGUGAACUGAUCCUAGCUAAGUGAUCACGUAGUAUUUAAAUAAUAUAUUUUAAGAUAAAAUCUGCACUUGUAAAUAUGGUCUCUUUUUAAACAUCCUUGGUUUUAUACAGUUUGUUGAGUUUUAAGCAAUUUAGGAAACUUGACAGUUACAAAAGUUACGGUUACAGGUGUCCUUAAAAUUUUGAGUCAAACACUUUGUCUUGGAUGCUGAUUUUUGCCUUUUGAUGGUGAAAAUGAAUUUAUGCUGCAAACUUCAUUUGAUGAAAUUAAUAUAAUUUUAAAGAUUUAUUUUAUUACACUUAAGCGGUUGACCAAUUCCAUACUACUCUCUCCGUUGUGUCCAGGUCAAGUUAUCCCCUUGUUGUGUUCACAUAGAGAUAAACAGUAUUUCAGCAUCAUGUUGUAAAGGUUACAAGUACAAAGAGAGCCUCAUACAUGUACAUUUAUGUAGAUAUGGUUGUAUUCAUUUUCUCAAGUUACAGCUGUGUAUGUAUUUUACUUCAGUUUUUUGUCUACUUUAAUAAUCUACCUUAGAUUUGGAAUUUUAUAGAGGAAAUAUUACGGGCUUAGAUGAUAGUUUAAAAGAAGUCAGAUAUAGAAUAAUCACGUAACAAUUUCUUUGAAAUGUUAAAUUAUUUGACACAAUCUUAGUGUAAGAACCACAUCUGAUGCAGUUUGUAAUCUUAUUGUUUUGGACGUUUUAAAGUAUCCAAAGAAAGCACCUUAUGGUAUGAUGUUAAGCAUACGGUUAAAUAUUUGGCAAUCACAUUUUUUUAACACUCAAUAGAUUUUUAGAUUUUGUAUUUAGCAAUAAACCAAGAAUCUGUUACAGUGUUGAGCAAAAGUGAUGGCUUAUUUUAAAAGUGGGCUUUUUUU